GUAGUGAAAUCAUGAGAUUUAGUACAAUAUUUGCAGUAAGUGGAAAAUACAGAAGAAAUUAAAAUAAUAUCUGCAGCCAACUUGUGCACAGACAAAUGCCUUUUACAAAGGCUGUCUUGAGGUCUCCCUUCUCUAAGUAAUAAGAACAAGAGAAGCAUGUGACAUACUUGAUGCUUUCAUAUAGCCCAAGUCUGAAAGAAUGAAUUUUAGCUUUCACUGAAAGCUAAAAAUGUUGAGGCUCAGCAAGCUCCUUGCAGAUGCAGUCCUACAGGCAAUCCAAGUUCCCAUACUUUUUUUCCUGGAAGAAGAUUAUAUGCCUUAUUUCAAAGAACACACAUCUCUCAAGGAAACUUCUGACUUUCCCAAGUCCUGUAUAACGUGGGAAAAUCUUUCUAACUAGGAAUAGGUCCCCUGGCUGGUAUCCACAGGUACUGCAAAAACUGGAAAAUGAGUUCCAUGUUUUUAAUUGUAUUGGGUCAGUUCAGCACAGAGACUAUCCUGCAGAGAAGGUGACAUAUGUGAAGCUCUGUGAACGUGACAAAAAAAUGAAGUAGGAUGUGAACAUAGAGCAGAUCUUUGGUUAGCUGCUGUUGAAGAUAAAUAAUGAUCAAAUAUGAAUGGUUCUGCAACGUAAUUCUUUGACAAUUUGUUUAAGGAGUUUUUCAUUUUCUACUUAAUUCAGAGGGAAGGUAACAUUUAGACCUUCACUUUUGUGGUUAAACAAGAUGUUCCAUGAGACUAGAGCUUUGUUGGGGGUUAGCACUGAUCCCAUUCCUCCACACGCUGCCCUGCUGAAGGAUCUCUGCCUUGCAACAUUCUUGUUAUUCCAGAACUGGGUUGGGCAUAAUAGAUGCAGGCAAUCAGCUCACUUCCCCACACACAGCUCCACCAGUAAAACUCACUUUACCAUGCAACACUCCUGUUUUUCCUGUGUCUUCAAAGCAAAGGCUAUCAAUUUGGUACUGACUGGAUCUGUCCUUACUCCUGACAAAAGCCAUGGUAACUUUCAUAGUGAUGCAAGAGGAAUGCGGUGCUGAUACAGAUGAAUGUUUGCUUGCGACUAGGAUGAAACACACUUGUCUUUGAAUUUCUGGGGUUUUGACUCUGGCAGUAGAGGUAACUGAUCUGUGUUCCAGUUCUGCUUUCGUUACAGCAAAUAAAAUACUGGAUGACUCUUCAGAUAGCAGUGAGAUUAGAGGCUAAUCUUUACAUGAUGUUGACUCCUGCACAGUUGUGCUUUUUGCAAAGAUAAAAGUUUCCAUUUAUUUAGAACACUACAGCUUUCCCUGUUGAUCACAGUUGUUUUAUUUAUAAUGAAAAUCUAUAGAGCAUUCACCACUGAUGCAAACAAGCAAACAAGCACAGGCCUACUGGCAGCAUCUCAGCUUACACCAGUCUUUGGAUUUGGGCCAUGUAAUUUUAUAGAAAAUCAAAUAAGUGUGUGACACAGUAAAAUCAUAUGUCAAAAUAAGGACUAUUCUUUCCUCUUUGUUUUCCUUUUUUUUUUUUUUUUUUUACAUGAAAUAAUACAUUUAAAAUACAACAAUGCUCUGGGCAAUGUACAAAACGAAAAAAAGACGAGUUUGGUGAAUGAGCAUAGCGCGAGGCUAUGAAUAUGGAUAUGUUUGUACUAGAGCCUAGAGGAGAUGCUUUUUAUGCGUGGUGAUACAGAACUACAUACUUGCAACUGUGCACGCUGCACACCAGGGAAAGAAUAUUCCCUUAAAACAAGGAGUUUCUCUAGUAGUGUUCCUUGUUGAUCAAAGCUGCAUAAUUUAAAGCAUCUAGAGGCAACUUUAAAUUAUUCACAAUACAUUUUUUGUAAAUGAUCUUGGCAUAUAGCAGACAGCUUCUGGGUUACCAGCAGUUUCCUGUAAGUUCUGUAAACUUCUGCAACCUUACAGAACUGGCGAGUUUUCUGAAAGGCACAUUCGAAAAGAGGGGAAGUCACUUUGCACAACAGUAGCCGAAGGGACCCAUUCUGCCACUUCGUGUUAGUCACAUCGCACCGCCACGCUGUGCAUGCAGGGCGACACGGAACGGCGGGGCACAGCCUCUCUGUCCCAGAGCCAGCGCUGCCGCGAGGUUCGCGACAGCCUCCCGAUACCCUCAACAGCCCCAAGCAGGAAUCCUGCAAUUAGCGCAUCUAACUCCUCCUUUACUGCAAGCUUCUCUCCCAUUGGUAAGAGGUCUUCCAGGCUCAUGUGCGGAUCCCACCCCUUUUGUGGGUUUUCAUUCUGAAGCUAUCCACAACUUUACACCUGAAUGAAUGCCAAGCCUCUCUGAAUAUAUAAAGGAAACCUUGAAGAGCAAUUUCAGAGUUACCGAGAAGCAGCAGAAGAAAAACAUUUCACCCGGCUCCGUCAGACAGAGACCGAACCAACCAUGCUUCUCCCCGCCAUUCACUUCUACGGCUUUCUCCUAGCUUGCGUCUUCACGAGAAGCUACUCGGCUUUCAAGAACGAUGCCACUGAGAUACUUUAUUCCCACGUCGUUAAACCUGCCUCUGCGAGCCCAAGCAGCAACAGCACGUUGAAUCAAGCCAGGAACGGAGGCAGGCACUACGCCGGUACGGGCUCCGACCGUAACAAUCGCGUUCAAGUCGGCUGCCGGGAACUGCGAUCCACCAAGUACAUUUCAGAUGGCCAGUGCACCAGCAUCAACCCCCUGAAGGAGCUGGUGUGUGCUGGUGAAUGUCUCCCUUUGCCGCUUCUGCCCAACUGGAUUGGAGGAGGUUAUGGAACCAAGUACUGGAGCAGACGGAGCUCGCAAGAGUGGAGAUGUGUCAAUGACAAAACUCGCACCCAGAGGAUCCAGCUUCAGUGCCAGGAUGGAAGUAUAAGAACCUACAAAAUAACUGUGGUCACAGCAUGCAAGUGCAAGCGAUACACCAGGCAGCACAAUGAGUCCAGCCACAACUUUGAGGGAACCUCUCAAGCAAAGCCUGUUCAGCAUCACAAAGAGAGAAAAAGAGCCAGUAAAUCCAGCAAACUUAGUACAAGUUAGAAGUCAGACGUUCUCUCCUCUCCUGCUCCUUCUGCCAAAACUGAACUCACCUGUAACCAUUUGCUUUACAGUUCUGACUGCCUAAAGACAAGUCUGCCAUUGCUUUGUUCUCAGAUGAUACUGCACGCUUAUUGUUUUGACCAAAAUCAAAAGGGGCGUUCUCAGCACGUGGACCUUUUUGGGUGAUUUUCCAAACGUUCAAGAUGGGAAGUAACACAAGCCUUCUAAACCCUCACUUCAAAGUUUUACAUUUCCUCCAGCCAUGGAGGCAAAGAAAAGUUGCCAUGAAUAUUCACAGAAGUCUGUUUUGUAAAAUGAUGCUUUGUUGUAUGUCUUCCCAAGAACAGCUAACUAUCACGCCUAUUGCCUUCUCUGUCAUGUUUUAUGAACUUCUGACAACAGCUUACAAAUGCAACACCAAGCAUCUGCUUUCAGAUUCAUUCUAAAAAAAAGAAUGCCUUGCAUGCUGAUCUUUCUCCUGUCUCAGUACACCAAAAAUUAAAAUAUGCAUGGCAGCAAUCAAAAAGUAAAGCCGAACAAACUAUUUAUUUGUUGUUGUAAUUAUUUAAUGAGCUUUUGUACGUGUCAUUUCCCUCCAAAAUGUUCUUAUGUUUAUAGCUUUUCUCAUGUAUCAAAGUAUUCUGCUAUGAUUUGUGGCUGGAUUAGAACGUACAUUUUGUAGAUAAUGUAAAAUAGAUGUUCUAGCAUUCUUGGUAUACAUAUUUUCAUUUUGAACAUUAAUAGACUUAGGUGUUAUUUUGAACUACCAAUUUAAAAAUUGUUUUUUUCAUUCUCCACUUUGUAUUAUUUUUGUUUAAAAGUGUGCAAUCAAAAGACAGAUAUGACUUCCUUUCAGAUCAUUGGUUUCUUUUUUUUUUGUACAAAAAUAAACACUGCUAAGAAACUGUAUUGUCUGUCUCUAUGUAUAAAAAUAUACGCAUUGUAAUCAGUCACAACACUUAAUCUUAAAAAGUGGGUGAACAAUCAUUAUUUAGUCCAAAAUAUCUCUCCAUGAGAUUUAACAUUGAAUAAUAUUUCUGCAGAUUCUUUCUAGAUGUAAAAAUCUUAUAUGAUGGCUUAACAGAUGGUGCUUAAUAACAGUCCAAGCUAGGUUCAUAUGAAACAAUUCUCAAGGUGUAUAUUGCAGAAGAAGCGUGUAUUUGGGAAGCUUUACAAGCCAGUAAAACAUCACUGUUUUCUUUACAAUAAAGAUGAUGAUCAAUACAAAAAAAAAGGUAAAAAUAGCAGCCCAUUUAAUCUUUCCAGUACAGCCAAUAUAGUCUUGAGCAUUAUCUACAGAUUAUUACAGGACAUGUUUGGAAAUUGAGACAACCUACCUCCCAGCACAAAGUCCAUGAAUCAUGUGUUAAUCUUUCAAAGUAUGUUGAGAUAAUAUGGAUAAGAUUUCAUCAAGGAACACUGUUGUUCCUAAAUUAUUAACUUUUAUACCCUAUUUGCACCCAAAGAUAAGACAAGAACAGAGUAAUAGAGAAGCCUUGCCUACUAAGGCGUCACACAAGCUCUCUUUAACCUCCUCUUCAUGUUCUCAUUCCAUUUCACAUUUUACUUUCAAAAGAUUCAUUGUGAAGUUCUCAGCUGAGAUGCUCCUUGGUUGUGUCAACAGAAACUGUUUGGAAACCAUUGCUACUGCUUGGUUUACUGAAUCCUAACUUUUAUUGACAAAAUUUAACGAUUUUUCCUCAAGAAUUCUCUAUAGGGAAGCCAGUAGAAGCCUUAUCCAUUCACAGUGAUUUAACUUCAAAGUGCCACCUGAGGUAGCUGUGGUCUUCAGGCAGGACUUUGGCCUUUUGCAUGGGAGAUAAACAGGAAAGCAGUGUCAGAAAGAGGUUGGUCUUGAUGAAUUUUCUUAAGGUAUUAAGAGGUGGCGCCUUGUCACUCAUCUCCUAUACAAUUUGCCUUCUAUUUCAUCCUGUUACAUAUGAAUUCACAUGGGUCUAUCCAAGGAUGCAGAAAAAAGGCAUUAUAUAAGAAUAUCCAACUAGUUUUUUCUAUGUGGAGAGUCUCCAACAUGUAAAGUUGUCAGUACUAUGUAGACCAUUGCUCUUGUGUCUACAGUAGAGAAUCUCGCCAGUUUCUCAAAGAUUCAAUGAGAAAAACAGUACUGUUUAAACCAAAAUAAUUAAGCAUAUGAUAUACCUUCUUAUGUUUGCAUCAGAGUUAAAAAGGAACGACAUGCUAGAUUUGUCUUAGUUUUCACCUAAAAUAUGAAGCCAAAUAGAUGCAAUAAGCAUGCAAAUAUUUUGAAAAGUACAUUGUAGAGGCAGAUCAGGUAGCUAGAAUUUGAACAGAUUAGAUCAUUAACUAGUCUAGAUUUAUUACAAUAAGAGUAUACAGAAGUUGACUUCUCCGAUAAUAUCCUAUCUGAUGAGAAGAGCACCAAAUCCAGGGGAUUCUUAAACAAGAAUUUCUUAAUAGUGAUUGUAACUUUAUCCUGCAAUGUAGAUUAAGCUCAUUCAUGUUACUGCCUCAUUUUCAACAAGGAAGCAAAUACGUGUGUCACCCUUCUUGGAAGAUGGACAACCAGUCUCAAAACAAAGGAAGAUAAUCUCCACUUCCACAAAAAGUGGAUUUUCUGCAAUUUAGCAUUUGAGAAAAUAAACAUUUUUUUAAAAUGUAUAUUUGAAGUUAAGCAUCUUAAAAAGAACCCAGUAGUUUUAUAAAUUCUCAUACCUGCUUUAGAAAACUAAAAGUGAAUACGUUAGAGAUAGUCUAUUAGCCUGCCAUCAUUAUUUCUUUACUUACCAUUUGCUGAAAUUGCCCCUAGCUAAGGGGUAAAUUGUUUUAUAAUGAAUAGAAAUCAAUUCUCUGUAGAUAUCACUAGAUACAAACUUGGCUGAUGCUGACUGUUUUGCUAGCAUGAUAGCACUCAGAAGCACCCUGUAAAGAGGCAGUGGUAGAUAGCAGGUGUCAUUAAGGCAUUAUUGAAUUGUGGAGGUCAGAAUGGCUUGGCAUUUGAAGUUCAAACUAGAAAAGCCCUUUGAGAAGUUUAUUCAUUCAGUUUUUUAGCAACAGUAACAAAUCUGUUGCUCUCUUCCUUCCAGCAACCUUGGAAUCAAAAACAUCCAGUGGAGUUCAGUUAAUUGCUUGGAAAUAAAGCAGACAUUUGAAUAACAUCCCCUUCAAAACACCUAACAGAUUUCUGCUAGUAAAUCACUGUAGUCCUCCUAACCCUGACCUUUAUAUCCUCCCUUUAGAAGUGUAGCACUUAUCAAGAAAGGACUGUUCAGCAUUCCACUGUGGGAAUCUUGUUGCAACAAUAUUAACCUGGAGGUGUUCACUGGAAAAUUAUAAGGAAUCCUUAGUGCUGGAAAGUGUCCUAUUCUCAUGAUGCAUUUCCUUUCCCUUAGGCCGGGCAAGGGGCUUUGAUUCUAAUUUUGUUGACAUACGUAUAAACACCGCUCCAGGCUAAAACUGAAUUUUCUCUAGAGAUUUAUGAGAUAAAUAGACAUUCUAUCACUGGAUUUGUUAAUUUUGCCUGAAUGUUCCCCUCACAAUAAAAAGCCUGGCCCUGCAUCUUUCUGAAAGGUAUCCAGACUUUCAUUUCGCUUGUCGUAUGAGUUAUGUGGAUUGACACACUAGAAAAGAGUGAUUUACAAGUGAUAUUGCCUACCAUUGAUUAACAUGCAAACAGCUACCCUCCUCAGUACUUCCAUGACAAGUAAAUACCUCUCUUUCUUAAUGGUCAAGCUAGAUGCCAUGAAAAUUAGUCUCUACUAAUUGCCUCCCUAAUGCAAUAAAACAAUAAAAGAGAAAUACAGAGGACUUCUUAAUAUAAAUGAAAAUCAGGACUGCUUACUCUGGCUGUUUGUGGAAUAUGGUACUUCAUGAACAUACAGGAAAAUUUAAUAAAUCAGAUCCCUGGAAAAGAGGUCUAAAUCAGAAUUUACAGUAAAAAUAAUGAAGUUCUGUUUAGUAAACCUCAAAGACAACAUAUGCUAUUGAGAAGUGAAAGUAAAUAAAAAAAUAAUAAGUCAUCUAAAAAUGUUUUGUUGAAUACUUUGUCAAUUUUUUGUCCCUUGCUUUGUUUAUAGUAGUCAAAAUUAAAAACUAAUGCAUCCAGGCAUUCCAAAAAGAGAUUGAAAAUAUUUAUAUAUCAAAAAGCAACUGUGCUGGUGUAAAUAUAGUUCAAAACAGCUAACGGUUUUAAUAGUGAGACAAUAAUAUGUUAUUUUUGACUACUCAGAGGAAAAUUCAUGCUCUGACUUGAUGUAGGACUUCCACAUUUGAUUUGUUUUGGUAGACUUGCUGAGAAGUUACUUAGCAGGGAAAUUGCAAAACAAAAAAACCCAAACAUAAUAAAAGCAGAGAGCAGCUGGUAAAAUCUGAUGCUUUGGUGAAGCAAAGAAGAGCUAACCAGUCACAUUCACUAAAGUUCUUUUAUAUAAAACAGAGGAGAGUUCAGGGAGGGAGCCUAAGAAGAAGAGGAAGUACAUGUCCAGCCCUAACACAUGAUCAGACUCUGAGAAAUGGUGGGAUUAUGCAAAGUUUUAAAACAGAUUCUGUAGCACAAAGACUGUUUUAAUUGCAGCUGAAGCAAGUUUAAACAUCUGUUGCCUGUUACAUCAUUAUUUUAUUUAUUUACUUACUUAUUUAUUCAUUUUUUUUUUGGAUGGGUUGAAGAAAGCUCUUCUAGAUUCCCUAUGGCCAUUAAACUGGGAUGAAGAACAGAGGUCUGACUAUUUCUAAAAUGUAAAGCUGUAAUUUUUUUUCCCCCACUGGAAAAGCCUGCUGAAACCUUUGCUUUUGUACAUCUUUAUUGCAAUUUUUGGGAUGGUAGCCAGAAUAGCUCAUAGCAGAGUGGAAUAGGUUGUAUUACUGCAGUGCAUCUUUUGUUUUCAGAUAUUGAAAUCUCUGAAUCUGAAGUACCUGAAUCUGGGUAUGUUUAGUUAUGUUUAUGUUAUGUUCUUAGAAAGCUGUAAGUCCGCCAUACAACAUAACUUCUUGUUGAAGAAUUUUGCUCAAAAUCCUGCUUACAACCUAUAUAAAAUCUGUCAGUAGAAGCACCCCCUCCCAGUGCUUCCCUCAUACAAUGAGAUUAAUCUGGUUUUCUGAAUGAGACUAUUAUGAAUAAAGUCAGUGAGUUUGUCAAUGGUUCACGGGCAGGUUCGGCCUGGUUCCAUGACGAAUGGGGCAGAGGACCCACGGGCCCAUGCCCCAGGAAAGGGAAAAGGGAAAAAAAGUAAGGAGAUGUGCCUAAGAACAAAACAGCGGCAACAG
Numida meleagris (helmeted guineafowl) is the source of this 8244-nucleotide messenger RNA. It is a transcript of the gene SOSTDC1, whose product is annotated as sclerostin domain containing 1. The transcript has 2 exons. Gene Ontology annotation, molecular function: BMP binding. The record is from RefSeq and is a predicted model, not a curated record. Bases 2386 to 3006 code for a protein of 206 amino acids. NCBI's taxonomy places the organism in Eukaryota, Metazoa, Chordata, Aves, Galliformes, Numididae. Gene Ontology annotation, biological process: negative regulation of BMP signaling pathway; negative regulation of Wnt signaling pathway.